AUGGUCAAGGCCUGGUACGAUGAAAUCGUCAGCCCUGGAUACGACUUUGCGAAAGCCACCUUCACACCUGGCACGGGCCACUUUACUCAGGUGGUUUGGAAAGGACCCGCAGGGCUGCAGGGUGCUGUGCUUACGGUGCUUGUUCGAUCCCUCAAUACGGCCAUGUUCGAACGUGUGGCAUUCAUCCUGGCCUUGGCAUGGGGUGCUCGGGAGCCAGAGGAUGCCUCCAUGAUGCAAAUGCAGAAGAAACCCCAGGCCAAGAAGUUGCAUUUCUUAUCCAUGGGGCGUUCAGGAUCCUGCUUCUGGGGCGAUCUCUUUGGAAAUAAAGGGCAUCGCCCUUACAUAUUCGAGCCCUUCAACGGCAAUGGCUGGGGCCUGUGGUCAGAAGAGCUGAUUCCUCACAAAUUCCAUGUGGACCUGGCACCUGACGAAGAAGAGCAAGCUGUACGCCGGCUCGUGUGCCUUUACCAAUGCAAGGGAUGUGAGGGCCAGGUCAGCCAGAAGUUCAAAGAGCGUGUCGACCGCAUGUGCAGCGGACAACCGGAUCGCAGCAUCAUCAAGACGGUCGCGCUCUUUAAUGCCAGUACACUCUUGCGGAUUCCUUUGGACGACCUGAAAGAGCAGAAGUUCGUGCUGAUGCUCCGGGACCCCCGCUCCAUGAAGGUAUACACCGAGAAGAACCGUUGCAAGAGAGAGUUGGAGCUUGCGCUCACCAUCAAGGACUUGGCUGUGGCCGUCGGCAACGACAACGUGCGGACCAUUUUCUAUGAGCACUGGAGCAGGGACUUGCGGAAGGCCGUGCAAGAGGUGGCGGAUUGGGCCAAUGUCACCUUCACGGAGGACAUGAAGAAUGUCAGCUCGACACGGGAGAAUGAUGCACCUUCGGCGUGGCUGAUGUAUGCCCCCAAGGGAACCAUGUGGAGAGCUGAAGACUCGCCCUGGUGCCGACACUUUUUCAAGCUGGUCGGCUAUCCCUUUUCCGCGGAGAUUCCCAAGGUGCCGGAGAAUUCCACCUGGCAAGAGCGGAAGGAAGCCUUGCCCUAUGACACCUUGCGCGAUCCGGCCCACGUGCCCAUGACGGCAGAGGAGCGACAGAUCCUGCAGGACCUGGGAAGUACCCACGUCGGCAUGGCUUUGUCAGAGGACGGCCGCUUCUGCGUGGCCAACUACUUCCCAGCGGGUAACGUCAUGGGUCACUUCAAGGAGAAUGUCCUUCCAAGAGGGUCACCAUAUGUGAAGGAGAGCGUUGAUCAGUGCUGUGGUGCGUUUCUGUGUUGGAGUGAGAAACUCUGUGAGAUGGAGUGCAAGGGGCAGCCUUUGGCCGUGUGA
Molecule: messenger RNA, 1329 nt
Organism: Durusdinium trenchii
Lineage: Eukaryota; Dinophyceae; Suessiales; Symbiodiniaceae
Source: the annotation of a GenBank genome assembly